Ectocarpus siliculosus is the source of this 1923-nucleotide messenger RNA. NCBI's taxonomy places the organism in Eukaryota, Phaeophyceae, Ectocarpales, Ectocarpaceae. The record is from the annotation of a GenBank genome assembly.
AUGUUUCAGAACUGCCCUAGCGGCCGGGGCGCCUCAACAUGGUGUGGACCGAACGCACAGCAGCAUCAGUCAGCAAGGGCAGGUUCAAUCACCAGGCGCAGACCUUAUUCGGCCGUGCUUCAGAUGGCUACCGGCGACGCUGGCGAUGCUGCAGAGCAGAAGGCGAAGGCGCUUCGGGAAGCUGCUGCGGCGAUGCGCGCGCAGGCGACUGAGCUGGAGGAGAAGCAGAAGCGCGAGAGACGCGAAGGGGCAGACCGAUCGUUUGCGGCGUUCGACUCCAACAAGGACGGGGCGGUGGGUGUAGCAGAGCUCAAAGCAGGGUUGGAGGGUCCACUCAAGAAGACCUUUACCAAGCAGCUUACCACUCGCAUGGGACGGAAGCCUACACCAGAAGAGGUGGAGGCUAAAAUCUUGGAGCUCCCCGGGGGUGCGCUGUUCCCCGACGACCUCGCGGAGCGACUGAUCAAGAUGUACGACCAGAACGGGGACGGCGUGCUGCAGCAGUCAGAGUUCGCGCCGACUGAGGAGCUUCGAGCCAGGCUCGAGAGCAUCUUCCGCGAGCGGCGAGAGGAGGAGCUGGAGGCGCGACAGGCGGAGCGCAAGCGGGAGAUGGACGCCAAGACGAAGGGGAAAGGGAAGAUGCUGUCCUCGGUAGCCGACAGUGACAGGGAGGCCGCUUCGGCGACGAGCCUCGAGAAAGCAUUGUGCGCGUUGCCGUACAUCUUGCCGCUUUCGGAUGGGAUCGUGUACGCCCAGCACAUUUAUUCCACGUUCCCGCAGCAGAUGGCAUGGUCGGAGCCACUUGUGGCGAUCCUAAUUGCGGUGAACAACUUGCCGUUCGCGACCCUGGUGGCGUUCUUCGGCAUGUCCAUCUUGUCCAGCAACCAGAACAUCAACAAGCUGCUGAGAUUCAACAUGCUCCAGGCGAUCAACUUCGACAUCGCACUCAUCGUCCCGUCCGUAUUCGGGCCGCUUUUGACCUGGUCCCUGGGGUCGGACGCCUACAAGAUCUCUCCCAUUACGGACAUAGCGACGGAUAUCAUCUCGGUAUCUCUGGUCUUAGCGGUGGCGUACUCGAUCUCUGCCUCGGCCACCGGUGCGAUCCCUAACAAGAUUCCGUUCUUCGGGAAGAUCAACCGCGUGACCCGCGACGAUAGCUGAGCGUUGUCGGUUCGAUUUUGAUUGGGGAUAACGUCGCUUUUGGAUCGUCCGAAUCACAUCCCGUCUCCGUCAAAAUGAUUUUCAAAGGUCCUCGUAUGGAGGACCAAAUCAGCGAAAGUGGAUUCGUGCAUUGACUCGAUUGAUGGGUCUGGUUCGGGUCUGCUUGCCCUUGUUGGGUGUAGGGUUACCACCAAAGCGGGUAUUUCGUGAUUCGCCGAUUCCUCCGAACAUGGAGGAAAAUCUCAACCAUUUCCAGAGUGACGAAGUAGUGGAAUAUGUGCGUGUUAGGUUUUUCCCAUGGGAGAUUUGGGGACCCGUGUUUUGUGACAGCCAGUGCAGGACCCAUCACUCUCGGGGUCAUGAUUAGUUCUUGGGAUAUUGUUGAUUUGCAAUCGUCUCACAUUUAUUGACUGGUUUUGCCUUUCACUUUUUUCUUGCUCAACGAUGUGCUUUGUUGAUUCGGUGUUCGACAUGGGCAACGCCGGCCAAGACAUGGCGGGCUGUAAGAGUUGCACUGGAAGCAACGCGCGGAACUUAGCAGAUGCGCAGCGUGGGAGCCAGAAGCCUCCUCCUUAGCAAAGAGUAGCAAUACCGACGUCCUAUGCGAUGUCCUAUGCGGAUAGGACAAACCGUCCCUCCUGGAGGGCUCGUUCCUUGAGUUGACUUGUGGGUCAACGUGAAUCGCUGCGGUUGCCACCGUCGUCGAAUGACGUUACACGAGAGUUAGCACCUGACCUUUUGAUCAUGACAUGUCCUUAGCUC